AUGGCCAGUGCAGUGGUCUUCUCUGCCACCAUCCUCCUCUUGGCAGUGGCCGUAGUAUUUGCCUCCGUCUCCUGCGCCUCACACCCAUUGACGGCUGCGGAGGCAACAGACCACGCCAUCACCAAGGAGAAGAGCAACCUGCUACAGGUGCACAGUGACUAUGACAAGGAGAUGGAGGAAGCCAAGGCCACCAGGGGUCAACGAGGCAGUGCCACCGAAAAGAUGACGAAUUUGGUAUCCGCCGAGGAGGAAGGAAAGAAGACAGGAUCCUAUUGGGGCAAGGCAAGGAAGCUAGACGAUGACGAUGAUUCAGAUCACGGUUCGGACUCAGACCGUGAUCAGGAUCACGAUUCGGACUCGGACCAUGAUCACGAUCACGAUUCAGACUCGGACCAUGAUCAUGACUCAGACUCGGAUCAAGCUCAUGAUCACGAUUCAGACUCGGACCAUGACCAUGAUCGUGAUCACGAUUCAGACUCAGACCAUGAUCAUGAUUCAGACUCGGACCAUGAUCAUGAUCACGAUUCGGAUUCUGGUAACAAUGAUGAUGACGACCACAACUCGAAGAAUGAAAGGAAGAAGAAGCAUGCAGCUCAGGGGAGGAAGGGAGCUCCAGGUGGUAAGCAGUAA
Molecule: messenger RNA, 630 nt
Organism: Setaria italica (foxtail millet)
Lineage: Eukaryota; Viridiplantae; Streptophyta; Magnoliopsida; Poales; Poaceae
Product: serine-aspartate repeat-containing protein C-like
Exons: 1
Coding region: 1-630 (209 amino acids)
Source: RefSeq, a predicted model, not a curated record